GGGAAGGUUGGCAGCGCCGGGCUGUCGCAGCGGCCGCCCGCUCCCCUUCUCCGCACCGCAGGCAGAGCAGCGCCGGCGAAGCACCACAGCAGCGAUGGGCAAAAGUAUGUUGGGCGGGGACAGGCUGAGCAGGGCUGCGGCACAAGGCGACUGGCGGGAGGUGAAACGUCUCCUGAGCGAGGAGAAGGUGAAUGUCACCGCGGUGAAUGCCUACGGACAGACCGCACUGCAGGUGAUGAUGAUGGGGUGCACCUUCGUUGCAGAGGAACUGCUGAAGAAUGGGGCGAACCCUAAUGUCCAGGAUAAAAAUGGCUUCUCCCCAGCACACGACGUGGCCCGCAGUGGCUUCUUGGAUACCAUGAUGGUCCUGACAAAGUACGAGUCGGACGUGAACCUGGAGGAUGCCUCGGGCUGUCUGCCAAUACACCUUGCAGCCCAAGAGGGCCACUUAAACCUUGUUCAGUUCUUGGCUCCAAGGUCAAACAUUUGGCACAAGAACUCCAGUGGGCAGACCCCGCUGGACCUGGCAAGGGCUUCUGGUAGAACUGAGGUGGUCGAAUGGUUGGAGGAGCAUUUCCAAGUGAUAGAAACCCAGAGCCCCCACUGAUUCACAGGCCACUGAGACACUGACAUUUCCUCAAUUUAACCUUCUCGAACCAUGGUGUGUUCCAUAUUGCACUGCAUUUUUAUUUUAAAUUUCUCCUUGGAUCUUGAACUGGGGUGGAAGGUCCCCCCCAUUGCCCCCCCCCCCCAAAAUAUUUGGUGGCCAUCUUACCAAAAGAUAACCGAAUUCCUCAAUCAAUGAUGAGCAGAUUUUUUAAUAUAUUUUUGCCACCUUAUUGUUAUGUAAAUUUGAAAGGGAGCCACGGGCAGAAGUGACUACGAAGUCUGCGGUGCUCUCCCACCAAGGACUUUGCACACGUUUCCUCAGGAGCCCUGGGCAUUGCAGGGGUGCUGCAGUGAUCUGUACACCAGUGCAGUUCUGCAGACUUGGUAUUCGGGAAACACACACCAUGGAAGGGCUGCCUGGGUGGAAGAGAACUGAAGUCCGUGGACAGAACACUGCUGGGAGCCACUUGGUCAGUGGAUCUGGAGAUCAGCACUGAACCAUGAGAUCUCUGAGACGUGGGGAUGGGUGGGGGUGAAAUCAGCUGUUCUGCCCAUGUGGCCUCGGGGAAAGUAGUGUCUCUGAAAAAGGAAUAUCCCAGAUAACAGGGGAGCUAAAGAUCCAAGGCUUCAUGUUUUGUUUUAACCAAUGUGUGUUUACAUUGAUUUAAAGUACUGUAAAAAUGACUUGUGCUUUACAAAUUUUUUAAAGUUAAAAUGGUUUAUUAUUUUAUUUUUGUUCUUGAAAGGAAACAGAAAGUAGUUAAUGUAGCAACGAACUGUUCCUGGGUGCUUUAAUACUUCAUAAACGAGUGUAUGUUCAUUUAUCUGGUUUUAUUUUGAAAAUUAAUUUCCAUUGACUAAAGGCAUUGCUUUAAAUGCCUCUUUUUUUUAAAUCAAGAAAUCAUGCUUAACUUCUUAGAAGAAAUUGUGAAGCAUUUAAGGUUCUGGGUGUGAUCUAUUUGAGCAACAUUGCACAUAUGCAAGGCGUGUUUGUAUGUUUUCAGGUUUCAUGGAGCAGGUAGACAAAAGUGUGAUCAACAGAACACAGGCAGAGAUUCCAGAGUUAAAAAGCAUGGAUUUUGGGAUGUAUGUACAGCAUGAAGAGGAGACCUUCUUUAUCUGGAUUGCGUAGGUACCAGGAGGAAUCCACUCACUAAUUUCACGCAGCUACUGUGAUGGAAAAAUCCCCAUUAGGCAAACAGCAGUCCUGGGACUUGUUUAAUUUAAUGCCAUUUAUUCUUUGCAUCAGGCUAACAAACAGCAUCUUCUUUAGCAUUAGAUUAGUUGGUGGCAUUGGCAUCAUCUACUUGUGGGAGAUGAAAGUUAGUGAAAGUUUGAUGUUAAAUUUUCACACAGAAAGACUGAAUUUUCCUUGAUCCUGUAGUGAUACUGUAGACAACAACAAAAUGUUGGAAACACCCAGCAAGGCAGACAGUGAAAUCCAGUUAACAUUUCAGACCAGUCGUCUGAACAGUGAUGCUGUAAUUAUAGGGAUCAAGUGUCUAUUAAAUUUGUCUAAAUAGUGGAAGGGUGUGGCCACAGAUGUAGGCAUCUCACAGCCUAGUUUCCAUAUAAGGUACAUGCAAGAUGUAAAACAAGUUGAGUAUUUUGUUUAUGAUCCAUUUAACUCCCACGUGUUGGUAGACUUAGCAGCUGGCUUCUUCUCAUGGAAUGUGUAUUCCGGUUCUGAGGAGCCAGAGGUGGAGAACUCUCAGGUUCUGAGCCCAGGACAGGUUGAGUAAUCUGAUCUCAGCCAAGAUCUUCCCCAGGAAGGACACAGAUCAGCUCCUCACCUCUUGGCUGGGGAGAGUGGGAACAUCUCCUCCUGUUCUAGUCUCCUGGAAGGGAGAGAAGUCUAAAGGAAAAUUUAGAGAGGACUAUGGCUGUCCUUUAUCAUCAAGCUAUUGAUUUCAGUUCCAUAGUAUUCCUUUUGUGUAGGGGUGACUAAAUGCUAGAGUGUGGAAAAUUACAGUGAAGCUGGACUUCUCCUGUGCUGUUGUCAAGGAUCUGUGCAGUUUCUCAUCCAUCUCUCCACCCUCUACUUUCCGAUAUCACCAUGUCUUUGACAAGCAGUUACUCAGCUUGCUGCCUCUCCUGUGGCUAUAUUCACUCACACUGGCCUUGCCUGCUUUGUCUCAGCACUUAUCAGCACUCUCGCUCCUGGUUCAGAGGGUUGUGGGUUCAAGCAUCAACCCUGGAGACUUGAGGGCAUAAAUCUAGGCUGACACUCAAGUGAGGGUGUGCCGCAUUGUUGAAGGAGCCUCCCCUUGUAUUGAACACAGGUGAACAGUAAAGGUUCUUGGCAAUAUUUAGAAGUUAGCCUUCAAGUCCUGGGCAAUAUUUACACUCUACUUAACAUCACUAAAGCCUGAUUAUCUGGCCAUUAUCACAUUUUUAUUAAUGGAAGUUUGUGCGCAAAUUGGUUGUUGCAUUUCCAACAUAACAGUGCUGAUGCUUAAAAAGUAUCUUGUUGGCCAUGGGGCAAUUGGAAGCCAUGAGAGGUUCUACAGAAAUUCAAGUCUUCAACUUUUUCUGCCUUUGGGAACUUUCCUCAUGACUCAUUUCUUGGAGCCUUAUCUGUUUCUUUCCAUAUUGGUGCUUGUCCUCAUUUCUGUCCAUUUUUCUGUGGAGAGUUGGGAUGUUUUUAGCUUUACUAACACUGUUUAAAUGUGUUGCUGUUGUUACUGUUCAGCACGAGUUUGAAGUUUUGAAAUCUAUUUGUGCUUUUGCCUAGAUCAUUAACUUAAAGGUCCCUGACAUUAAGAAUAGGGCAUGGGACUGCCCGCCAAUUAAGGCAAUCCCAAGCAGACAGACACUGCAGAAAGAGAAGAAUCUGAGUUGGGAACGUUCUGAAGACUUUAUAGGUUGAUGUUGCACAUAUAAUUAUAUUUAUGAAGUUGAAUUUAUUGUUGAGUGGAUUAUACUUUUUUUAAAAUUGCAAAUAAAUUAUAACUUGUGAAAAUUUAAA
This is a messenger RNA of Pristis pectinata (smalltooth sawfish), 3577 nucleotides long. Its product is annotated as cyclin-dependent kinase 4 inhibitor D-like. Gene Ontology annotation, biological process: negative regulation of cell population proliferation; regulation of cyclin-dependent protein serine/threonine kinase activity. The transcript has 2 exons. Bases 95 to 607 code for a protein of 170 amino acids. Gene Ontology annotation, molecular function: cyclin-dependent protein serine/threonine kinase inhibitor activity; protein kinase binding. The record is from RefSeq and is a predicted model, not a curated record. Gene Ontology annotation, cellular component: nucleus. Lineage: Eukaryota; Metazoa; Chordata; Chondrichthyes; Rhinopristiformes; Pristidae.